Messenger RNA from Suillus plorans, 1848 nucleotides. RefSeq lists its product as uncharacterized. The transcript has 3 exons. The record is from RefSeq and is a predicted model, not a curated record. NCBI's taxonomy places the organism in Eukaryota, Fungi, Basidiomycota, Agaricomycetes, Boletales, Suillaceae. The coding region runs from base 1 to 1848 and encodes 615 amino acids. Gene Ontology annotation, molecular function: nucleic acid binding.
AUGCCGCUUGCUCCUACCAACUUCGAAUCAGUGAAUAUGAUCAUCAACGACAACUCAGAGAGGACAUCACUUCCAACAUGUAUCACCAGAGACAUGCUGGCAGCUCACAACGAGUCCAAUCCACCGCAUCUUCCCAACCGCUACUCAGCAUUCAUGUCAGAUUGCCCUGACAAUGAUGAUACUUACCUAGAUCAUGAGUCCGUUGGAUCUCUUGCUGAUGAUCUCAAUUGCGUAGAUGGCAGUUUCGGUGACAGCGAUCAACAUGAUGAAUCAGCUGAAUCUAGUUGGCAGGGUCUGGAGGCAGGCGAAAAAGAUGUUGAAUACACCACCAGCCCUGCACAUCAAUACCGAGCUCUGAUCCAUGCGGCCCCCACUCUUCCUGUUGUGGAAAAAGCACUCAAUGAUCUAAAGCUCGUCUUGAAGCCGUUGCAGAAGAACGGAGUGGGACACAUAUGGGUAGACUUGCCUUUCUUGCUCCGGGAGCGUCUAGAGCAGAUCAAAACAUUUUUAGGAAUGUUUAUCAGCAAAUCAAAGAAGGCAGAUAUGCUCGGAAAGGGCUCCUCACCUCAGUGGAUGGCGGCAUCGUUAGCAACAGCUAAUGCGCAUCAGAAAGGCACAUAUUAUGCAUGUCAACUACGUGCAUGGGCCAAGGCAUUCAUCAUGGACCGUGAUGAUCUCCCUUUCGACAAAUAUGGCCGAUCGAAAGUAUCAAAGCUUGAUAAUGAAGAGCUCACAAAUGAGCUUCACCUGCACCUACAAUCGGUUGGGAGAUAUGUCAAGGCAGGGGAUCUCGUCACAUACCUUUCGGACAAAGAAGCCCAGAGCCGCUUUGGACUCAAAUCAACCAUUUCCCUUGCAACAGCAAAGAAAUGGAUGCAUACACUUGGGUAUCGCUGGCGCACUGACCAUCGUGGUCAGUAUGUUGAUGGACACGAACGAGGAGAUGUGGUUGAUUAUUGUCAGAACAUUUUCAUUCCAGAAAUGAUGGCAUUACAAGCUCGAAUGAGACGGUGGAUGAUUUGGUUGCAGGACGAAGUCACGUUGAAACAGGUGACAAAGGUCAUGGACAUCCUGGAAAAGAAUUAUCCAGAGUCAGAUCAUGUCCUUGUGUUUGAUAACGCAUCCACACACCUGAAACGAGCAGAUAAUGCCCUAUCUGCAAGGAAGACACCCAAGGGAAUCCAGGAAUGGGGAGUUGAGACAAUGUUGUUGGGAGAAAAUGGAAGACCAGUCCAUGGGCGGGAUGGGAAGAUUCUAAAAACAAAGGUGCCGAUGCAAGACGGGCAAUUCACUGAUGGACAAAGACAGCCGUUUUAUUUCCCACCUGGCCAUAAGCAUGCGGGAAAGUUCAAGGGCAUGGCGGAGAUUCUGCGGGAGAGAGGGUACAAUGUUUCGAAGCUGAAGGCCCAGUGCACGAAGUUCAAGUGCCCAGAGGGGGCCACUCAAUGUUGUUGUCGAAGAAUACUCUUCAAUGAGCCAGAUUUCGUUGGUGUCCCAAGUCUCCUGGAAGAACACUGCCUUGCACGGCACUUCAAGCUAAUCAUCUUGCCAAAGUUUCACUAUGAACUCAACUUCAUCGAACAAUGUUGGGGAUAUGCUAAAAGACUUUACCAAUUAUAUCCACCCACCAAGAAGGACGAAGAGAUGGAAACCAAUGUUCAUAAGGCAUUGAACUCCGUUCCCAUUGAAUGCAUGCGUCGGUUUUCAAACCGGUCCUUACGGUUCCUAGACGCGUAUCGGAAAGGUCUAAAUGGAAAGCAAGCAGCAUGGGCAAACAGGAAAUAUCGAGGUCACCGCACUCUUCCGGACAGUAUUUUACAAGAACUUGAUGACAACCAGAUCACAUAG